Molecule: messenger RNA, 16102 nt
Organism: Austrofundulus limnaeus
Lineage: Eukaryota; Metazoa; Chordata; Actinopteri; Cyprinodontiformes; Rivulidae
Gene: ush2a
Product: Usher syndrome 2A (autosomal recessive, mild)
Molecular function (GO): protein binding
Source: RefSeq, a predicted model, not a curated record
GCAACAAGUUGAAUGUUUGUCGGAGCUGCACUUGUGUUGGGAGCAGAGCUCUGCGCGCGGACUCACACAACGACAGAUUGGGAAAUCCUACCUAUCGUGAAGGCUUUGGUUGUAGUUUACCCAGGUGUGGCGGUGCAUGUGUGGGGGAAGGAGAAGCUCGGUAGCCCUCACUCCAGGGGCAUUGGCCUGUAAAAAUGUCUCAUAACCCUGGAACCAUGACAGCUAUCUCUUAUUCAGACUGUGUUGGGAGUCUUCGGUGCAAAAUUAAGAUUCCUGAGCAUCCCCCUGCCUGCAGGAAGGGCCCUCAAAAUCUGAAGUUCUAAAAAAAAAAUUGGAAGUAUGGACUUCAUGAACAAUCAUGAACGUUGUUCGGUCGAACGCCCGAGGAGGACAGAGGAGAAGAAAGGAAGUGAGGGGAGAAACACUCGAAGGAAUCCACAAACACUGGGCAGAGGAGUCAGCAGUGAAGGAAAAGAUCCAAAAAGAUGGAAAGAUGGGGUGAACAGAAGAGACCAGAAAGAGUCAAAUCGUGCUGAGACGUUACUGGUCGAAAAAACGGAAGGCCAGAUCAUGCAAAGAGACGAAAACAUCCAGAAGAAAAAGCUCUGGAUUGUAUUUAUGUGGUCUAUAAUCCAGAAAAACAGCAGCGAAGGAAAGAUGAAGAGCCAAACGAAUAUUAUUGGCCAAACGUGGCGUUACAUCUUCCUCUGUCUUGUCUUUGCAAGCCUCUGUCCAAACCUUGCUUCAUCCCAGGGACACUUUCCACGAAUGGAGAAUAUUGCAGCUUUCAAGCCUGUGUUCACCUCGCCGCCUCGUUCCACCUGUGGCGUUCCUGAGCGGAGCAGCUACUGCCAGUCACCUUCCUCUCAGGCUGAGCUGCUGACAUGUUUUCAAGCUGUUUGUGUCCAGGAAUGUCCCUAUAGAUCGUCCACACCACCGAAUGCCCCGCUCCUGUUGGCAGCGCACAGGGGUAACUGUGUAACAGAAGACACCGUUGACACCCGUCCUGGGACUCGGACAGAAACUGGAAGCACAACAAGUUCAGAUGAGGUUUCUGUUGGAUCUGGCAGUGUGCUGUUUCAACCAGGCAAAGAUGGCUGUGUGAUCACUCCUCCUUCUCAGGCUCUAGGAGCACAGAGUUCCCUCACCUUGGCACUGUGGAUUAAACCAAGCUCUUCUGAAGAGAUGAUGCUGUUGGAAAAGAGCUCAGAGAAGCAGCUGUUUUUUUGUUUGAUGGUGUCAUUGAAGGCUGUGACCUUGCGUUAUAGUCAGCCCAACAGUGAAACUCAGACCAUCACCUUCAGGACAGAGGGCCGACUGCCACUGGAUGGGUGGACUCAUCUUACUUUGCAGAUAUAUGACCGACAUGCAAGUCUUUUCUUGGAUGGCCUUGAGGAGGAUGGGACACCAUUUGACACACAAAUUCUGACUAAUUCACUCUCUAUCAGUGAGCCUGGUGCCAUGUGGGUGGGACUCAGCUCCAAUGGGUCUAAUCAGUUCAUUGGGCGACUGCAGGACUUUAGAUUUUAUCCAGCCACUUUGACCAACAGGUAUUCUAUGUUAUAGUUCAGUUCGCGGGUCUCUUGCCUGAGUCUGUUUUGAUCCAAAGGAGGAAGCUAGUCUUCUCAGAGCCUGAAAGCACCAUGAACAUGGAACAGUUCUGGUUGGAUUGGCAGUAUAUGGCCAGAAACUGCAGUGUGUUUGACAUGCAGAACAAUGGACCAUUACCAAGACCAGACUCUGUGAACUGUCUGCAAUUGCCCAGCGAUGAGCCGUUUUCAGAAGGCAACAUCACCUUCAGUCUGCUGACCACACAUCCUGUUCUGAGGCCGGGAUUUAAUGACUUCUACAAAACUCCAGCCUUGCAAGAGAUGGUACAAGCUGCCCAAGUCCGAAUACAAAUGAGAGGACAGUACCACACAAACACAAACGGGGUUAAUCAGCAACACCGAUACUUUGCUGUAAAAGAGAUCACCAUCAGUGGCAGAUGUGAGUGUCACGGCCAUGCAGACCACUGUGACACCAGUGUGACACCAUACCGCUGUUUGUGUCUACCAGAGAGCCACACAGUUGGAAACAACUGCCAGCGUUGUGCUCCCCUCUACAAUGACAAACCAUUCAGGUCAGGUGACCAACUCCAGCCAAUGAACUGCCGACCUUGUCAGUGUCAUGGCCACGCCUUGACUUGUCAUUAUGACAUCCUAGCUGAUGACCAACCAGAUGAGCACUAUCAAGGUGGAGGAGGAGUCUGUGACCACUGCAUGCACAACACCACAGGAAAGAACUGUGAGCAAUGUCUAAGUGGCUUCUUCAGGCUGGAAGGCUUUGAUCCAACUUCAGCUGAUGUGUGUCAACCUUGUAAUUGCAACACUGCUGGAACAGUCAAUGGCAGCAGAGUGUGCACCAAGGUUGGUGGUCAGUGUCCGUGUAAGGAUGCAGUAACAGGCCGUCGGUGCUCAGACUGUUUGCCUGGUUGGUUUGGUCUCAGUGCGUCAAAUCCAAAUGGCUGCAUGCCCUGCAAUUGUAGUGAUCUGGGUGUCAUCAAGACCUCAACAGGAGCCGUUUCCAGCUGCAACCAGCACACUGGACAGUGUCACUGUAAACCACAUGUAACAGGUCUGUCGUGUGACCGCUGUGAGUUCGGUUAUUGGAACCUUUCCCACCCAGAAGACUGCAUCCCAUGUGACUGUGACCCCUUGGGUUCCCUCAGCUCAUUUUGUGAGCCUGAGGGGGGCCAGUGUGAGUGUAUACCCGGGGUGGGGGGCCGACAGUGUGACUCUUGUGGCAGCAGCUUGUACGGUUUAGGACUCGAGGGAUCCUGUGCGCCUUGUAACUGCUCACAUGACGGGACAGUACCAGGGACAGACUGCGAUACAUACACAGGCCAGUGUGUGUGCAAGGAACAUGUGGAGGGCCGUGGCUGUGACUCCUGUCGUCUUGGUUAUCACACCCUGGAGCGCCGUAACUCCCUGGGCUGCCUGCCGUGUCUGUGCGACAUUAGUGGAACCGUGCCAGGGGGGGUGUGUGAUAUGUGGACUGGACAAUGCCCAUGCAAGGAGGGGGUGGAGGGUGUACACUGUACCAGCUGUCUUCAAAACUACUAUAAUGGAAGUUUAGACCCCGAGAAUGGUUUGUCUCAGGGUUGUGUACCAUGUAUCUGCGACCCCAGGGGAACAGUGACGGGGUCAGUGUGUGACAGUACCACAGGGCAAUGUGUUUGUGUCCCAACACGCCAUGGAAAGGACUGCAGUAGCUGCCGACCUGGGUUCUACCUCUCUGCAGAUGGCAGCAUGUGUUUGGAGUGUGACUGCCAUCCUAUAGGUGCAUUACAGCGUAGCUGUGAGAGCCAAACAGGACAGUGUGUGUGUGCCCAUUCCUCAGUUGGAGGGCGGAGUUGUGACCAGUGCCUUGAGAUGUUUUUUGGAUUUAACCCUGGUCUAGGCAUAUGCCAGCCUUGUGCCUGUCACCCAGUAGGUAGUGCCAGUGGUUUGUGUCAUCCAGACACAGGGAAAUGUGUGUGUAAGCUGCUGGCAACUGGAGACAAAUGUGAUUCUUGUCAGCCUGGAGCUAGUCAUUUUGAUCUUGAAAACCCAUUUGGCUGCAGUAAAGCACCCUCCCAGCAACCUGCACCAUUAGGUUUUGCUUUAAGUUACUCCUCCAUCAAUCUCUCUUGGAAUCCACCUGACUCCCCAAACUCUCAUAAACUCAACUACACACUCAUCAGAGAUGGACAGUCAGUGCAUACCAUCCAUAGUCACUAUCCAUUUGGCCCUGAAUCCUUCGAAGACCAUGAACUGUUUCCUUUUACCAACUAUUCUUACUGGCUUAUAACAGCUAAUGUAGCUGGUGAGACAAUAAGUGCUUCAGCUUCAUACCAAACUCUAGGUGCACCACCUCCAACAGAUCAACUUGGUUUAAACCUCCUGGGACGGCCAGGACCGACCAGUGCCAGCUUUAACUGGAGCACACCAAGAAAUGACACGGGCCCAGUUGAGAGGUUUGUGUUAUCCUCCAUGGAGUCAUCUCAUGAAUCAGAGCCAGUCAUUCACUACACUGGCUUAUCUACAGAGGCUGUUGCUAGCAGUCUGAGCCCCUUUACUCAGUACACUGCAACACUGGAGGCAUGCUCUUCUGGGGGUUGCUCUUGUGGCCCACCAUUGUCUUUUCUGACAGCUGCUGCUCCUCCACAAAACCAACCUCCUCCUCAAAUCACUGCUACUGGACCUCAUACCCUGCAUGUUUCUUGGGAACCCCCCAAGCAGCCAAAUGGAGUUAUCACGAGGUAUCAAGUAUUUCUUCGUGGGCCGAUGGAAACACUAAACCCAACAAGUUUAAUGGAUCAAAAGAAAGUGUUCAACAGCAUGGGUUGGCUGGAUCUGAGUGUUGAUGCAGAUGGAAAACAAACCAACAGUACACAGGCUCCCCCCAAAAACAGUACAGUUGUAGAGGGUCUGCAGGCAUUUUCAACCUACCAGCUUAGAGUUGUGAGCAUCAAUGGUGCAGGAAGUGUCUCAUCAGAGUGGACCACAGCUCACACACUGGAGGGAGCACCAAGGGGAUUGUCCUCACCGCGAUUAGAUCCCAUUAACGAAACCACCAUUCAAAUAGAGUGGGACCCACCAACCCAACUUAAUGGACCAUAUCCAAUAUAUCAGGUGGAGAGAAUAGACAUUUCCCUCUCUGACCCAAAUGAACCAGUUGUCAGGGGAACCAGAUUUCCAGGGCAAGGUUACUACGAGUUUCCCAGUAACACUCUUCCUAGCAAUACUGAUUUUACAGCUCCAGGAGGUGUCUUUCCUCCUUCAGCAGUUUCAUCAUCCACAGCUCUGUUUGUAACCUGGGAACCACCAGGAAGGCCCAAUGGAGUUAUUACAGAGUUCCUCCUUUUUCACAACAACAAACUGGCGUACAGAGGAAGAAACAGACAACACAACAUCACUGGUCUUGAUGUGUACUCCACCCACUUCCUGGCACUGAGUGCCUGCACUUUAGUGGGUUGCACCAACAGUUCACAAGUUACAGCUCUGACCUCUCAGCUUCCUCCUGGACCCCUGCAUGCACCCACUCUUACUUUGCUGGACUCUCGGACUAUAUUUGUGGAGUGGUCACGUCCUUCUCAGAUAAAUGGCGUUUUGGAGUUCUACUCCGUCUUCCUGUCACAUGAUGGUGCAGAACCUGUGCUAGCCUAUAACAGCUCAGAAGUUUUGGAAGAACUCACGCUCCGCAACCUGACCCCUGGAACUUCUUACACCAUCAGAGUGGCUGCAUGCACAGGAGGUGGGUGCACGUUAAGCCCCCCAAGCCAGGUUCAGACUGAGGAGAGCACACCAGAGAACGUUCCUGCACCGCUGGUCAUCCCUUUGUCCCCACAUGCACUUAACAUCAGCUGGACUUGUCCUGACACUCCAAAUGGUGUAAUAACUAGUUAUGGCCUCUGGCUGGAUGGAGUCCUUAUUUUAAACUCCAGUUCCUCCCAGAGGUUUUUUGUGGUGGAGGGACUUUCUCCAUGGAGCGAACAUGUAAUCAGGCUGCAGGCCUGUACAGCACGAGGCUGUGGCAAAGGACCAAUGGUGGAGAUGCACACAUUAGAGAUGGCCCCUGAAGGCCCUAUGCUGCUGGAGCUGACCAAUCAGAGCUCUAGGUCUGUGCGAGCCCGCUGGACAGCCCCUCCUAGAGCAAACGGGAACCUCAGCUACACACUGUACUACAGAAGCGAAGCUGGUGAUGGUGUGUUGGAUGGAGGAAGAGCAUCGGGCACCUGGCUGUCUGUCACCAACCUACAACCUUACACAAACUACAGCUUCUGGAUCACAGGAUGUAACACACAAGGUUGUGUUGAGAGCCUGCCGUUUAAUGUUACAACACCUCCAGCAGCCCCAGAUGGUUUGUCACCUCCAACUUUAGCCCAUGCAACCAACACAAGUCUAAAUGUGUCCUGGUCUGCUCCUCUCAACCCCAAUGCACCAGGCCCACUUCAGUACAGCUUGCAAAUGAGAACAUCUCCACAGAGGCCUGUCAUAAGACUUUUGGAAAAUGCAACCAAGACCUUUUCCUACUAUGUAGAGAGUUUGUCUCCGUACACAAACUACCACUUCAGAGUGGUGGCGUCACACGCUCAUGGACAGACGAGUAGCUCCUGGGCAACCCUGUGCACUGCGGAGGACAGUCCAGGACCAGUAGACACCCCAACUGUGAGAGUGCUUCAUUCUCGAACUGCAUCAAUAACCUGGGCUCCUCCCUCACAUUCAAAUGGCAUUAUUACAAAUUACACCCUCUAUCUUCAUCCCCUCUAUCUUCAUCCUGACUUUAUAAUUUCUUCAGAUUACAAAUCUAGUUUAGUCAACAACUUGACCCUCAUCCACAACCGAGUCCCCAACCCUAGCACUUUGUUCAGUAAAGAGGGAGCACAUCUUGACUCAGAUUCCAACUUGAUAUCAUUUAAUCUUUCCAACCUUCCCAACAACACAGGUUUUAGUAAUGCUUCAAGCACAAUUCAAGACACUGCACACAUAUUCCAGAACCAUGUCUCCACUUUGUGGCCUCGUACUGCAGAAGGCGGUCCAACUGAGUCAUCUCAUCAAACCAGCACAAGUCGAGACCACACUGCUGCACAUUUCUACCCAGCAGAGCUCAAUUCUACAAGUGGAAAUCCACACUUCUUGCUGUCAGCUGCCAAACUCGAUUCAAACAGCUACAAUCCUGAUCUUUUCAUGAAGCAAGAUCCCUUUGCCAGCCCCAUCUCCAGCUCUGUUGGUGCAGCUUCAAGAUCCACGCUCAUGUCAGCCACUGUUCCUGGGAAUAUCACCAGCUACACUUUCUUAAACCUCCUUCCUUACCAGAUAUACAGCUUCCAGGUGGAAGCAUGCACGAGUGUGGGCUGUUCAGUGUCUGAGAUGUCUCAGCAUUUUCAAACCCUUGCAGCUCCCCCUGAAGGGGUUCCCGCACCUCACCUGUACUCUGACACACCCACAUCUGUUCUCUUAUCCUGGGGGGCACCAGAACAAAGUAACGGACCACUAGAACGCUGGUUGAUAGAGCGCAGGCUUGCUGGGACCACACAAGUCUCAACAGUAGGGCAUCUCCUGCCAGAUCCUCCCCCUCUUUCCUUCCUGGACUCCUCAUCAGCCCUCAGUCCCUGGACUACUUACCAGUAUCGACUUGUGCUCCAGAAUCAGGCUGGAAAAGCUUCAGGGCCCUGGGUCAGUGUCACUACAAGGCCGUCUCGACCAGCUGGUCUGAGUCCACCUAAAGUAAAGGUCCUGGGACCAAAGUCACUUCAGGUCACAUGGUCACCUCCUCUGAUCCCCAACGGAGAGAUUUACGGAUAUGAGAUUUGGCUUCCAGAACCUCGCAUUUCUCAUGACACCACCAGCGCAUCUGAGCUUAAUGUCAUCGUAACAGACCUGGUUCCAUACACAAAUUACAGUGUCACUGUGUUGGCAUGUUCGAACGGUGGCGGACAUGUUGGGGGAUGCACGGAAAGCCUUCCAACUCCUGCUGCUACAUUACCCACAAAACCUGAAGGCCUUGGACCUCUGUCAGUAGUGGCAGUCAGUGAAUCUUUUUUAGCCAUCUCUUGGCAACCACCAAGCCUGCCCAACGGACCUAAUAUUAGAUACAAGUUGCUCAGACGUAAAACCCACCAGCCCCUAGCCGUUACCAUGGUCCCUGCAGCAACAGCCACCUCCUCACCCCCCUCUGAAGAUCUCCAUCACUGGCUCCAUGUUUACUCCGGCACCAAAUUGUUCUACCAAGAUAAAGGCCUAAGCAGAUUCACCCGUUACCAGUACCAGUUAGUGGUUUCUAAUGAUGUGGGCUACACUUCAGGGAGGAUUGCGACUGCAGUGACCAUGGCAGGGGUUCCCCUGAACCCACCGUCUUUGUCUGCACAUGCUGUCAAUCACACAGCUAUACAAGUCAACUGGACUCAACCUUCUUUAAAAGACUUGCAGGGAGAGGUGGAAACCUUCUUUCUCACAGUAGACUCUCCCCAGUCAAGUCAGAUGUUGUCUUUUAGACCUGAGAUCACAUCAACAGUGAUAAGUGACCUUUGGCCCUCUACUACAUAUCAGGUGUCAUUACAGGUGUUCAACGGAGCACAUAAUACAACUAAAACAACAGUUAAUAUCACCACAGCUGAUGGGGAGCCAGAAGGAAUGUCUUCUCCAGAAGUGGUCCCAGUAAACAGCAGCUCGGCCCGUGUCCUCUGGUUUCCUCCUCUUCGACCCAACGGAGCAAUCACUGGUUACAACAUCUACGUUAACAGUCGUUUUCAUGGCAGCAUAGACAACACCUCUGGCUCAUACCUGCUGGGGGAUUUACUCCCCUUUACAGUCUACAACAUACAAGUGGAAGUGUGUACCGUCUAUGCAUGUACUCAGAGUGAGGUUACAAAGACUACCACUGUGGAAGACCUACCAGCUGGAUUUGCUGUGCCACAUGUACAAGUAGUCAGUCCCAGGGCAGUGAGAUUAAAUUGGUCCCACCCAGACAAACCCAGCGGGAUCAUGCUGGGCUACGAGGUUUUAAGACGGACCCUCAGAUCAUGCAUGGAUGGGUCAACACUGGUAAAACCCUCUUCAGAGAAGAGUUCGGAAAGUGCAGGUGCUUUAAGGUUUAAAUGUCAUUACCUGCAGUGUCCAGUGGGUCACAGUGUGUGCGGCACAUCCUGCUUUCAUCCUGACAAACAGGUUUGCUGCAGUGGAUGGCUGUACACAAGAAAACCACAUCACCAUUGCUGCGAUGGCAGUUAUUGGAGUUUAAAUACUACUACCAACCCCACGUGCUGCAGUGGCAAACUUGUCCCAUCUCUCCCUGACCAUCAGUGCUGUGGAGGAUACUACGUUCCCAUAAAAACCCAUGAAUACUGCUGUCCUGACCACUCGCAGGGCCGGGUCUCGGUGGGGCCCGGUGACAGCUGCUGUGGGGGGGUUCCUUAUUCCAUGACAGGCGGCCAGCUUUGCUGCAGUGGGAGCCUGCAUGAUGGCUAUGGGGCCCAAUGCUGUGGAGGCCGGAUAGUGGAUGACAUCCUGGUGUGCUGUGGUGAUGCUACGAAGGGGGAGGUGCAUGAAUAUAAACCAGGCUUUGUGUGCUGUGGUCACGAGUACAUAAACUCUUCAAACUCUCUUUGCUGCAUUGACAAUGAAGGAUUUUCCACAAUACACCCUGCUGGCAACGCAACAGUGCUGCUGCAGUGCUGUGGGUCAAAGGUCAUACAUCAGGAAGAAGACUGCUGCAAUGGCAUAGGCUUUGACUCCCAACGAUAUGUUUGUGCUGACCGAUCUACACCUGGACUCUCAAUACAGCAUCAGUGUUUACAGGGUGCUGUGUGUCCCCUGGCUGCUGCAGCUACAGCUUACUGUGGCUCCUGUGACCUUGAUCCAUCUCUGACUGCCUGCACAUGGAUCCUGACUGCACACCAACACCCUGACACACAAUCCAUGACGCACAUUCCAUUCAUCCAAACCUCACAGGAAACUCUCACCGCUAGCCUGCCGACACACAUAAACGCAAGCAAUAACACCUACAGAACAGUGGACACAUAUGCUAAUACACAUAUGGAGGCUGCAGAGUUCAAGGGAAGUCUGUGUCCAUCACAUGAGGAGGUGGUAUUCAGAGGCGAUGCCAGUACUUACUCCUAUUUAGACUCUGAUCUGAAGCCCUACACUUCCUAUGAGUACAGAGUGAGGGGCUGGAACAGUUUUGGUCAGGGCUUCAGCGACGUUACCACUGUGACAACCAGCGAAGACAAACCAUGGGGGGUGGCCCCACCUCUCUGGAGUCAACUAGAGGAACGAAAUGAUGUCUUCCAGUUGCAAUGGCAAGCUCCUGCCAGACCAAAUGGACUGAUCACUCAUUAUGUCAUUCUGCGGGAUGGACAAGAGCGUUAUCGUGGAGAUGAAAAAACUUUUACUGAUGUUGGUGGGAUCUGGCCUUUUCAGGAAUACAUUUACCAUCUGAGGGCCUGUAAUCGAGCUGGUUGUACUGAUAGUUCAAAGGUGGUUGCAGUGACAGUUCAGGGGGUUCCAGAGGGCGUGCAGCCUCCAGAGGUAACAGCUGUAAGCCCCUUUUCUCUCCAUGUGAGCUGGUCUGAACCUUCUCAUCAAAACGGAGUCAUCCAGUGCUACCACCUGAACCAGACUGGUGUUGGGACUAUAUUCACACACACUGGUGGACUUAAGAAUUUUUCUGUGACAGGUCUGUUGCCGUUCACAGACUACAGUUUUGUGCUGGUCGCCUGUACGACUGUUGGAUGUGGAACCAGCAAACCUGCAACAGGACGCACCCUGCAAGCCUCACCUACUGGUGUGUGGUCGAGCCCGAGACACCUGAUCAUAAACACAUCAGUGGUGGAGCUGUACUGGGAUCAGCCAUCUCAGCCUAAUGGACUCAUCUUGCAAUACAGGCUUAUUAGAAAUGGUCUCACUGUUUUUACUGGAGACCAUCAAGACCUGAAUUUUACUGACACCAAACUCCUGCCAAAGCACAGAUAUACAUAUGAACUGGAAGCCAGUACAGCAGGUGGCACUGGUGUGAGUGACAAAUACACUAUAGAAACACCGGCAUCCUGCCCCACUGGGAUCCCACCUCCGCACAACAUGACAGUGUCAGGCCCUUACUCCAUCUCUCUUGCCUGGUCCCCUCCUGCUCAACUACACAGCAGCCAGAAUGUGAAGUACAAUGUCCUGUUAAAUCCAGGAAGCCCGAGUGCCAUAAUACAUCACGCUGGCCAAAACCUGCACCUCUCUGUGACAGGUCUAGACCCUUUCACUCUUUACUAUGUAAGAGUGCAAGCCUGUCAGAAUGAGGGCUGUGGAGUAGGAAAAGGUGUGUAUGUUCGCACUUUGGAGACUACACCAGAAGGUCUGCUGCCCCCUGAAGUAACAGCAGUUGGGCCUAAUAUCUUGGAGAUUCACUGGUCAGCCCCCAAAAAACCAAAUGGACUCAUCACCUCCUACCACGUGUACAGGCGUCCAUUAGGAACAGAAGAGGAGCUGCUGGUUUUUAUCUGGUCCAGUGGCCCACUUGAAUUUGUUGAUGCAAGCCCCGACCUACGACCCUUCAGCUUCUUCCAGUACAAGAUUCGUGCCUUCAACUCCAAAGGCUCAGUUCUGAGUCAGUGGACUUUAGCUCAAACAUUACAGGGAAAACCACAAAACAUGGCCCCUCCUGUGGUAACACCUUCUGGUGCAUAUUCAGUCCACCUUAAAUGGAAUGAACCAGGCCAGCCCAAUGGUCUCAUUUCCCAUUAUAGACUGGUUUACAUGAAGCACCAACAGGACCCGACUCUCAGCACAGCUACAGUGACUGCUCUCACUGUAGAGGGUUCAGUUCUCGAGGCAACAGUCUACGGCCUUGAACCGUACAGUCUGUAUAGUCUGCAUGUGGAAGCUGUUAAUGGGGCAGGUAGCAUUUCCAGUCCAAGGGUGGACAUCAGAACCCUGGAGGCUUCUCCAGCUGGCCUGCCCAACUUCACAGUGGAGCAACGAGAGCAGGGCAGGGCCUUGCUGCUAAGCUGGGACCAGCCACUUGUUCCAAGUGGAGUUAUUACGGUGUACAACUUGUACAGCGAGGGCAACUUGGAGUUUAGCGGGUUAUCUCGCAGUUUUCUGUUCCGUCGUUUGGAGCCGUGGACCAUUUAUUCUCUGUCACUUGAAGCUUGUACCUCAGCAGGCUGCACGCGCAGCCCUCCUCAGCACAUCGCCACAGCAGCAGCUCCACCUGCUUCUCAGCUCCCCCCACGGCUCCUUUUCAUCGGCCCUGACCACGCGUCGCUGACUUGGAGCCCCCCCUCCCAGCCCAAUGGACCAAUCGGAGAGUAUUCCUUACGUGGGAGAAGUCUGGAGGAGAAAGGGAGGUUGCGCAGUAAUGAAGAGGAAGCUGAAGAAGGGAAAGUGCUGUUCAAAAAACCAUUCCCAGCGCAGAAUGAAAGCUACUUCUACACAGUGACUGGUUUGCGUCCCUGGACCCAGUACGAGUUCAGCGUCUGUGCUCACAACCCAGCUGGACAGACCUGCAGCCCCUGGGAAACCAUAACAACCAGACAAGCCCCUCCUCGCGGCCUAGCGUCUCCAAAAGUGACUCACAUUCAAGGUCGGCCCAGUGAGGUGAUGGUGUCCUGGGCUCCUCCGUUAGAGCCUAAUGGGGUCCUACAGUCCUACAGGAUUCAAAGAAACAACAUCAGUUUUUCUUUCAGUUUUGACCCGACAGUCCACACCUACACAGAUGAAGACCUGCAGCCAUUUUCAACAUAUGGAUACUCAGUAAUAGCCUGCACAUCUGAGGGGUGUAUCAUCAGUCCGCAGACAAACAUCACAACACUUGAGGCCCCACCUGCGACGGUGGAAGCUCCCACAAUGAACACCAUAACAUCUGAUAGUAUUAACAUAUCAUGGAGGAAACCACUGGUGCAGAACGGAGACGUGACAGAAUAUGUGCUGAAACUCAACAACAAGGAGGCUUAUCGGGGGAGAGACCUCGGUGUUGUGUUGUCAUAUCUGCAGCCGCACACGUCAUACCAGCUGGUUCUGUUAGCCUGCACCCGAGGUGGCUGCACGACCAGCGACACAGUGACUGUAGAAACUAAGGAGGCUCCUCCAACGGACCUGGACCCUCCAGCUCUAAAGGUUACUGGCCCAGAGUCAGUGGAGAUCAGCUGGGGACCACCAAAACACCCUAAUGGCAUCAUCACUGGGUAUGAGCUCCGCAGAGAUGGUAAACUUAUUUACUUUGGCACAAAGACCCAUUACCAUGACUUCACCCUUCUGCCAAGCAUGGAAUACAGCUUUGUUGUCAUUGCCAACAACAGCCGAGGGGCUGUGAGCAGCAAGGUAGCCACAGCAAAAACUCACCCAUCAGCUCCUUCUGGUGUGGGUCUCCCCUCACUAAAGCCACUGGAGGCAGGCCAGGUGAAAGUGGAGUGGCAGACCCCAGCCCGACCUAAUGGAGACAUUGUGGGAUACAAUGUGUAUUUAAGAGAUCCAGUCCAGCUUAGCAUCAACAGCACUACAUUGAGUCCAGAAGAUGCUGCAUUUUCUUACAGACAAACCAUUCUGCGUGGGCUGGCUCCGUAUCGCAGAUAUGAAGUGAGAGUGGAGGCCUGCACGUUGCUGGGCUGCUCCUCCAGUGACUGGUCCUCAGUACUCACGCUGGAGGCUCCCCCUGCUGGACAGCCGGCGCCUCUUUUAGACCUCCAACCUGAUGAACAGACAGGCCUGCAGACAAGCUUUCUUCUCAUCUGGUCCCCUCCGGUUCAGCCAAAUGGAAGAAUUUUGCAUUACGAGGUGCAUCGCAAGACGAACCUAAAAACAGACAUCAAGAAAACUGAAGCAGCAACAGUUGUGUACAGAAAUGUGUCUACUUCAUACAAGGACAACAGACUCCAGCCUUACACUGUGUACCAGUACCAGGUGUGGGCAGUGAAUUCAGCUGGUUAUUCUGCCAGUCCGUGGGUCAGUGGGAGGACUGGUCCUGCCCCGCCCGAAGCUGUCGACCCGCCUGUUUUUCUGCAAGUUUCAGCGACCUCCACUGUAGUGGAGAUCCAUCCUCCAGCCCAACCCAAUGGGAUUGUUAGUCUUUACAGAGUGUUCUCACUGGACCACAACAACCGUACUCUGCUCUCAGAGGGAACGUCCCUUCAGCAGACCCUCCAUGGUUUACGCCCGUACACUCAGUACUGGGUAGGAGUUGAGGCCUGCACCUGUUAUCAGUGUUGUAGCCAGGGUCCCCUCAAACAGCUCUACACCCUCGCUGCCGCCCCAGCCAACCAGCCCCCUCCUCGAAUUGUCACGUUAACCUCCCGUUCUGUUCAGCUGGAAUGGGACGAGCCUUUAGCACCCAACGGAGUCAUCGACAGUUGGGAGCUUCAUCUCCGGUCGCCUUGCCCUCAACCCCCCCAGCCCAUACUCCUACCUUGUGAAGAAGGACCAAUACAAAUCGUAUUCUUUGGCAAACAGCGAAGCUACAACGUUACAGGUCUCCGACCGUACUCCACCUACAAGCUGAGAGCUGCCUGCUUCAAUAACAUGGGCAGCACUGCCUCCAACUGGACAACUGUUAGCACUCUCAGCGAAGCUCCUCAGUACGUGUCUCCCUUCCUAGUGGACAGUAACCUGACAGUGAUUUGGCUGGACUGGACUGAGACCUUUUCCAUCAACGGGUACCUGAAGGAGUUCUCUGUGACAGAGAGCCAGCUGAGGGUGUACACUGGCUUCUACAGCUACCUUUAUAUUCCACGCACCUCCCAGAAAACUCUGUCUUUUCAGGUGACUUGUACCACAGACUGCGGCAGUGCCAGCACUCCCACCAUCAGAUACAGCCCUGCCACUGGCCUAGGUCCUCUGGAGCCUGUUGAUAAUAGUAAGCAGGGUGUCAGCAUGUCAACCCCCCCUGUUUACUCUGAACUCUGGUUCAUCUUACUGUUUGUCCUGCUGGGUCUAUUUCUGCUCGCCAUUCUGAUGGGCUUAGUUCUAAAAAGAGCCUUGAGGAAGAAUCCUUCAGCCAGGGAGCGCCCUCCUCUGGUCAUGCUUCAGAAGAGCAGAAAAUCUGGAGGAGAGUCGUACACGGUGAGAGGCAGAGAGAGGAGCAGCUGCACAGACAAACGGAAGUUUGACACUGUAGCAGACUGUGUUGAGAUCAGCAGCGUUAUUCUUAAAAGCUACACUGUGUACACAGAGGGUCUGACAGACACAAAGGUUGGCGGCAGCUCCCACUUCAGCCCCAUGUCUGUCCUGCGGGCUCCCAAUCCCACAGACCUCAGUGAGGCCUACUCCCAGCAUUCCCUGCACCGCAGCGUCAGCCAGCUGAUCGACAGGAAGUCACUAAUGAUGGAGGAAGGAUGCUGGGACAACCCAAUGGGACAUGAUUCUGGACUGUACGUGGAGGAAGAUGAGUUUGUGGACGCCAUCAAGACCUUAAGUUCUGUGAAGAAAGAGCAUGCCGUGUUCAUCGACACUCAGCUCUAGGAUGGGACUCAGGUACCCCUGUCACCUUGCAGAGCAGGUUUUUACCCGGGACACUGAAACACAGACACUCUUUGGUGUCAUUUUAUUCUAGUCCUCAUGUGUUUGACUCUUCUUAGAGCCCAGCUGUCCUGACUUCUGUAGAUGCAGGGUUAUUGAUGUUUCAUAUGGACACUGUCUGCUACAGUUGUGACACUUGUGACGUAAAAACUUGCAGGAUAUUUACACCGUAGCUUACAUUCAUCUGGAUCUGGUAAUUAUACAGUAUAUAUUUCAUGAAACAGAUCAAUAUUAUGAAUGUUUUAACGCAUCUCAAUAAUCCAGGUAGAAAAUCUAAAAAAGGUUUAGUAGGUCCUCUGGACAGGUUGUUCUUUGUUGAAAAAACGUUUCGUCUCGCCUCCAAGAGACUUACUCAACUUUUUAAAAAUUAUUAUGAAUAUUAUGUGAGCAUUAGUAUUUAUUGCCAACUGUUUUUAAUGUAGUGAUUGUGAAAAAUAAAAGUAUAUCAACUGUAGCAGAUUUGUUUAGCUGUUUCCAAACCAGUUCUGAAAUGUUUAUCUAUCACUUCCUCAUCUCAUAACUGUGCCUAGAAAGUUAAUAUGUUAUUAGCAGUAAUAGGCCUUUAAUUGUAAAUGACACACGGCCUUCAUUAUAGUGUUACUGAAUACUAUGCCAAUUGUUUUUAUUUUAUACAUGACUGAGAAAUACAGAUGUGCUGUCUGAUUGUUGUGAUUACUACAGGCUGAAACUUGAAAGGCCAGUGUGAGAUUGUGUUUUACUUUGUUGUGGACUUACUGUUUACUGCAUUAUUUUGGAAAAGAAAUGGUUGAUGGUGACUUACAGAUUAUUGUUGGCCCUAUUGUUGUUCUUCUGUUGUUUACAGUGACCGUCUUUCUCCUUGUUACAAUCUUUAGUUUCAUUUAGAAAAAAAAGCUGAUCAUGUUUAGAUUCCCCAAUCUGGGUCCAGAAACAUUAUUUAUUAGUGAGAGAUGUUGAUGGGUUGUUUUGAUUAUCGAUGUUUGCGGUUUUCAUUUUUUUUACACUGACAGUAUUAUUUGUGAUUUUAUGUUCUUAUUUAUAGAUAACAGUUGGAUGUUUGUUUAUUUUAUGUGAAAUUAUUAAAGAAGUGUCUUAAGCAUUUA